AUGGCGGCCAUGCUCCUGACAGCCAGACCCAAGGUGCCAGUAUCUUUUGAGGAUGUUGCUGUGUACUUCACCAAGGCAGAAUGGAAGCUUCUGGAUCAUAGACAAAGGAAGCUGUACAAGCAAGUGAUGCUAGAUAAUCACCACAAUUUGGUGUCACUGGGAUUUUCGUCCUCCAAGCCUCAGCUGAUCAUCCAGCUAGAGCAAGGAGAGAAACCAUGGGUUGCAGAUGUCCACAGGAUGAGGAUCACCACAGGGAUGCAGGAAGGUUCCAGCAGGGGUGACCCUCCUGGGGAGAAAGACCAAGGCAGCUCCCCAGGUGAGGGAAGAGAGAUGCAGGGAAGCAGCUGCGGAGGUAGGCAGGAUUUGGUUGUAAGGCAGCCGAGUUUCAUAGACAUGGAGAGGCAGUUCGUGUGUCAGCAGUGUGGGAAAUCAUUUUCCCGGAAAUCCAACCUCGUCAAACACCGAGUCAUCCAUAGUGACGAGAAGCCCUUCAAGUGUGGUGAGUGUGGGAAACUCUUUCGGCGCAACUUCUCACUCCUGGAGCACCAGCGCAUCCACAGUGGUGAGAAGCCCUAUGCAUGUGGCGAGUGUGGAAAGGCUUUCACACGUGGCUCCAACCUCAUCAAGCACCAGAUUAUCCACACUGGUGAGAAGCCCUAUGUGUGUGAUGAGUGUGGGAAACGCUUUGGGCGCAACUUCACACUCAUGGAGCACCAGCGCAUCCACAGUGGCGAGCGGCCCUACUCCUGUGAUGUGUGCGGCAAGGCCUUCAGCAGGAGCUCCAACCUCACUGAGCACCAACGCACACACAGCAGUGAGAAGCCCUACACGUGCAGCCAGUGCACAAAAGCCUUCAAGGGCAUCUCCCAGCUCAUUCACCACCAGCGUGUCCACAGAGGGGAGAAGCCAUUCACGUGCAAGGAGUGCGGAAAGGCCUUCCGGGGCCGCUCAGGCCUCAGCCAGCACCACCGGGUGCACACUGGUGAGAAACCCUAUGAGUGCAGUGAGUGUGGGAAGACCUUCAGCCGGCGAUCCAACCUCUUCAAGCACCAGAUAGUGCACAUUGAGAAGAGACCCUACAGGUGUCAGGAGUGCGGGAAGGCGUUCCGCCACUGCUCUGCCUUCCUGCAACACUGGCGCACCCACAGCCGCCCACAGCCCUGUGCCUGCGGCCACUGUGAUGACUGCAACCAGGCCUCCAAGGAGAAACCACAGCCUGACCAGCAGCCAAGAAUUCACCAGAACCUCUUGGAGGGGAACAACUCAGAGAUGGAACCGGCCUGCCUGGGCCUCCAAAGAGCCACUGCAGAGUCCCACCCGGAGAAUGAGAAUCACCUUCAAGACUCCAGCUGUGCCACUGCCCCCAGCACCACCAUCUGA
This is a messenger RNA of Dama dama (fallow deer), 1380 nucleotides long. RefSeq names its product ZFP92 zinc finger protein (gene ZFP92). NCBI's taxonomy places the organism in Eukaryota, Metazoa, Chordata, Mammalia, Artiodactyla, Cervidae. The transcript is spliced from 4 exons. Bases 1 to 1380 code for a protein of 459 amino acids. Gene Ontology annotation, biological process: regulation of transcription by RNA polymerase II. Gene Ontology annotation, molecular function: RNA polymerase II transcription regulatory region sequence-specific DNA binding; DNA-binding transcription factor activity, RNA polymerase II-specific. Gene Ontology annotation, cellular component: nucleus. The record is from RefSeq and is a predicted model, not a curated record.